This is a messenger RNA of Sodiomyces alkalinus F11, 2157 nucleotides long. Its product is annotated as SIR2-domain-containing protein. The record is from RefSeq and is a predicted model, not a curated record. The coding region runs from base 1 to 2157 and encodes 718 amino acids. The transcript is spliced from 2 exons. NCBI's taxonomy places the organism in Eukaryota, Fungi, Ascomycota, Sordariomycetes, Glomerellales, Plectosphaerellaceae. Gene Ontology annotation, molecular function: NAD+ binding.
AUGGCAGAUAAAAGUACAGCAACCACUCAAUCUGCCGAAACCGGUGGCCCUCCAGGGUCAUCGAGUUCCAUGAAAAGGCAUUCAAAACGCGCAACGACCAAGCCCAACCCCACAAGACGGUCCCGUGUUGCCCAGCUCAGGUCCAAAAGCAAGACUAGACGCCCGUCGUCGCGCUCCCUGCUCUCGGGUGCCGACUUGGAUUCAGAUACCGUUCUCAGUCGGUCCGUCUCUCUUUCCGCCUCGGCCUCGCAUGCGGGCUCUACGCCCAGUUCGCCCACCGCCACCGCCACUACCAGCCCCAAUGCUUCUGCCUCUGCUUCUGCCUCUGCUUCGUCUGAAGAGGAAGGCAAAGGCGAAGACGAAGACGAAGACGAAGACGGCCACCACGAGUCUCGUCAGCUCAGUCUCCACGAACUCGGGAAGCGGGCCAAAGAUGCCCAGGAAGACUUUUCUAACGAUGAUUCCCUCUUUGAAGAUGCCAUCAAUGGUCUUCCCGAGGCCACUUUUACCCAUGGCGACCCCGACGUUUGCCAACCCGCCGAAGCUUAUAUGCUUCGCCAGCUGCUCCGAUCUGUCGGUCCGCGCGAGUUCUGCCUGAAGACCGUCGACUCGGGCCGCUACACGCCCAAGAAGCUCCUCACCGCGUUUGGCAUCAAAGCCCCGGCCUUCCUCGAAGACGAACCCGACGCGGCUGCGAACGAAUGCGCUUACCUGAGCCUGCUGACCCUCGCCAUCAGCCGCGAGCUGUCCAAGCGAGCUAAGCUCCCCCAGUACAACUCCCUCGACGACGCCGUCAACCUCCUCCGCACGAGCCAGAACAUCAUGGUCAUCACCGGCGCCGGCAUCUCUACCUCGCUCGGCAUCCCCGAUUUCCGCUCCAAGGGCACCGGUCUUUACUCCAAACUGGAACGCAUGGGCCUGCAGCUGUCCGACCCGCAGGAAGCCUUCGACAUUACCAUGUUCCGCGAGGAUCCCACCGUCUUUUAUACCGUCGCCAAGGAGAUCAUCGUGAAGAUCAACCGCCAUUCUCCCACCCACGCCUUCAUCGCCAUGCUGGACCGCAUGGGCAAGCUGCUUACCAACUACUCGCAGAACAUCGACAACAUCGAAGAACUGGCCGGUGUGUCGCCCGACCGCCUCAUUCAGUGCCACGGCUCCUUCGCCACAGCCACCUGCCUCAGCUGCGGCUACCGCUGCAACGGCGAGGUCAUUUUCCCGGACAUUCGCGAGAAACGCAUCCCCCGCUGCCCCGAAUGCCUAAAACGGUACCAAAAAGACCAGAAACAACAACAGCAGCGUGGCCAGCACAAACGCCACCACAAGUCCUCCCGGGCCAGUCUCUUGAAGCGGAAACGCUCCGACAAUGGCGAUACCUCGGUUGCGUCCCCCUCCGCCGCCGGUACUACUGGUAAUGCCGGUACUUCCGGUACUUCCGGUACUUCCGCCACUUCUCUCUCCGCCGCACCGCGCAAGCGCCGCCGCAACCGCAACCGCAACAGCUACAACUUCGACUUCGACGACGACGACGAAUCCGACGACGACACCUCGGCCGCCGACCUCGCCUUCGACCACCCCGCCGGCAUCAUGAAGCCCGACAUCAUCUUCUUCGGCGAAGGUCUCCCCGACGCCUUCGGCGACCGCCUGGCCCACCACGACCGGGACAAGGUGGACCUGGUCCUCGUCAUCGGCACCAGCAUGAAAGUCACCCCCGUCUCCGAGAUCGUCUCCUGGCUCCCGCCCCACGUCCCCCAGAUCUGCAUCUCCCUCGAGCCCAUCACCCACAUCAACUUCGACAUCGACCUCAUAGGGGAGUGCGACGUCGUCGCCGCCGAGCUUUGCCGUCGUGCCGGCUGGCCUUUCCACCACGAGAUGGUCCCCGAGGACCAAGUCGUCCGUAUCGAGCCGGAGCCGGGCUUCCCUCAUCGCCACCGAUUUACGCAGGCGCAUCCUCCCCGAUUGCCCAAGAAGGAGGAUCGCGGGGAUGAAAGCGACGGCCAAGACAGAGUGAAGGAAGAGGUCGACGAGCAGGAGCAGGAGCAGGAGCAGGAGCAGGAGCAGGAGGAGAAGAUGACCAAGAAGAAGAAAGGGAAGACGGGGGACGAAGGGAGAGAGGGAAGGAUAAGGAUAAGAAGAAGUAAAGCGUCGCUUGGUAAUUGA